CCCCUCCCCCAGCCUUUCCACCGCCUCGGGGGCGGAGCAGGCAGUGCCUGCUUUUGCAGUCGCUCGGUGGUGACGCUCAGCGCCCAGAAAUCACCCCACGUGUGCUGCCGCUCCCCGGCGUUCGGCGGCCACUUUGCCUGGGGGCUUCUUCGGUGCAGCCCGGGUCUCCGAGCGCGAGCAGCGAGCGCCGGUGGCCGCAGGGGACGCAGGCUCCGGGGCCAUGGAACACCUCUCGUUGGAAGUGGCCGCCGCGCCGCUGCGGUUAAUCGCUGCUAAGAACGAGAAGAGCCGCAGCGAUCUGGGCAGGUUCUUGGCCAAGCAGGUGUGGACACCUCAAGAUCGCCAGUGUAUCCUGAGUAUUUUAGCACAAUUGCUACUGGAUAAAGACUAUACUUUGCUGCUUGGCCGCCAGCUGCGCCCUCUCCUUUUGGAUUUGUUGGAAAGGAAUGCUGAAGCCAUUAAAACUGGAGGGCAAGUCAACCAUGAUCUGCAUGAACGGCUCUGUGUGUCCAUGAGCAGGCUCAUUGGUGGCCAUCCUGAUGUCCUUCUGUUUGCCCUGAGGUAUUUCAGAGACACUUCUCCAGUCUUUCAGAGACUCUUCCUAGAGAGCUCAGAUGCUAAUCCAGUUCGCUAUGGGCGCAGGCGGAUGAAACUUCGGGACCUAAUGGAAGCUGCCUACAAGUUUCUACAGCAAGAGCAGUCUGUGUUCCGGGAGCUCUGGGACUGGAGUGUGUGUGUCCCUCUCCUCAGAAGCCACGACACCUUGGUCCGCUGGUACACAGCCAAUUGUCUUGCUUUGAUUACCUGUAUGAGUGAAGAACACAAGUUAUCAUUUCUUAAGAAGAUUUUUAGUAGUGAUGAAUUGAUUCAUUUCCGUUUGAGGUUAUUGGAAGAGGCCCAGUUACAGAACUUGGAGAAGGCCUUGGUUUUGGCCAAUCCUGAAGCUUCCCUUUGGCACAAGGAGAAGGAGUUACAGUACUUACAAGGACACCUUGUUUCAGCUGAUCUCUCCUCCAGGGUUACAGCUGUCUGUGGGGUGGUGUUGCCCAGGCAGCAGCCGGCUUCUGGAGAGCAGGCUAGUGAUAGUUUUUCACGUGAACAAGAGCUGACCCUUAGGUCAUAUGUACUGAUUGAGUCUGUCUGCAAGAAUCUUCAGACCCUGGCUAUGGCAGUGGCUUCUCAGAAUGCUGUGUUGUUGGAAGGACCUAUAGGAUGCGGAAAAACUUCCUUAGUUGAAUAUUUAGCUGCAGUGACAGGUAGAAGGAAACCUCCUCAGCUUCUUAAAGUCCAGCUUGGAGAUCAGACUGACAGUAAGUUGCUGUUGGGUAUGUAUCGAUGCACGGAUGUCCCUGGAGAGUUUGUGUGGCAGCCUGGCACCCUGACACAGGCAGCUACAAAAGGCCACUGGAUCCUUCUGGAGGAUAUUGACUAUGCCCCAUUAGAUGUGGUUUCUGUGCUGAUCCCUCUCUUGGAGAACGGACAGCUCUUGAUUCCUGGCCGCAGUGACUGUCUGAAAGUGGCUCCUGGAUUUCAGUUUUUUGCAACCAGGAGACUUUUAAGCUGUGGAGGAAAUUGGCAUCGGCCACUAAAUAGUCAUGCUACUUUACUAGACAAAUAUUGGACCAAAAUUCACCUGGAUAAUCUGGAUAAGAAAGAACUGAGUGAGGUUCUUCGGAGCAGAUAUUCCAGCCUGUUGGCAGCAGCUGAUCACCUGCUUGACAUCUACAUCCAGCUUACUGGAGAGAAACAUCACUGUCAGAGUGAGAGUUCUGUUGGAUGGGCACAGGCUCCUGAGGAAGUUUUAGAAUCCAGAAGAGAAAACAAAAGACCAGUCCUUGAGGGAAGAGAAUUGUCUCUAAGGGAUCUGCUGAAUUGGUGUAAUAGGAUUGCUCAUAGCUUUGACAGUUCAUCUUCAUCGGCAUCAUUCAAUAUUUUUCAAGAGGCUCUGGACUGUUUCACAGCAAUGCUUUCUGAGCAUACAAGCAAACUGAAAAUAGCAGAAAUUAUUGGAAGCAAGUUGAAUAUUUCUAAGAAAAAGGUUGAAUUCUUCUGUCAGCUUUAUAAACCAGAAAUUGUGAUCAAUGAGUUAGAUGUGCAAGUAGGUCGAGUACGACUUCUUCGGAAACAAAGUGAGGCUGUCCACAUACAGAAGGAGAAGCUCACUUUUGCUACUACGCGGCCUUCAUCUGUUCUCAUUGAACAGCUUGCAGUAUGUGUCAGCAAAGGGGAGCCUGUAUUGUUGGUGGGAGAGACUGGAACUGGCAAAACCUCUACUGUCCAGUACUUAGCUCACAUUACAGGCCACCGCCUGAGGGUUGUAAAUAUGAAUCAACAAAGUGAUACUGCAGACUUGCUUGGGGGUUAUAAGCCAGUGGACCAUAAACUUAUUUGGCUGCCCUUACGAGAGACAUUUGAGGAACUCUUUGCCCAGACGUUUUCCAAGAAACAAAACUUCACCUUUUUGGGACACAUACAGACUUGUUACAGGCAGAAACGGUGGCAUGAUCUCCUGAGACUAAUGCAACAUGUAUACAAGUCUGCUGUUAACAAAGAAGGAAAAGAGAGUGAAGCCGGGGUACUUCUAAAGGAGAAAUGGGAAGCAUUUGGCCUUAGACUCAACCAUGCCCAACAACAGAUGAAAAUGACUGAAAAUUCGCUGUUAUUUGCAUUUGUUGAGGGUACAUUAGCUCAGGCUGUAAAGAAAGGAGAGUGGAUUUUGUUGGAUGAGAUUAAUCUGGCUGCUCCGGAAACGUUAGAAUGUCUGAGUGGUUUACUUGAAGGAUCUUCUGGCUCCCUGGUAUUGCUUGAUCGAGGAGACACAGAGGCCCUGGUUCGUCAUCCUGACUUUCAUUUAUUUGCCUGUAUGAAUCCAGCCACUGAUGUGGGCAAAAGAAAUCUUCCACCAGGAAUAAGAAAUAGGUUCACAGAACUUUACAUAGAAGAAUUGGAAAGUAAAGAAGACCUACAAAUUCUUAUUGUGGACUAUCUGAAAGGAUUGAGUGUAAACAAAACUACAGUGCAAGGAAUCAUAAACUUCUACACAACUUUGCGGAAAGAGUCUAGCACCAAAUUGGUGGAUGGUACUGGCCACAGACCUCACUACAGCCUUCGGACUCUCUGCAGAGCCUUGCGAUUCGCAGCCUCCAAUCCGUGCAGCAACAUUCAGCGCUCACUCUAUGAGGGCUUUUGUUUGGGUUUCUUAACACAACUUGACAGGACAUCACGCCCAGUAGUUCAGAAGCUCAUUUGUCAGCAUGUCAUCUCUGGUAAUGUCAAAAGUCUGCUAAAACAGCCUAUUCCAGAGCCCAAAGGAGGUCGACUUAUUCAGGUUGAAGGCUACUGGAUUUCAGUGGGAGACAAGGAGCCUACAAUAGAUGAGACAUACGUUCUGACAUCUUCUGUUAAGCUGAACCUGAGAGAUAUAGUCCGAGUGGUGUCUGCAGGAACUUACCCAGUCCUGAUUCAAGGAGAGACAUCAGUUGGUAAAACAAGCCUGAUCCGGUGGCUAUCUGCAGCUACUGGCAACCACUGCGUGCGCAUAAACAAUCAUGAACACACGGAUAUUCAGGAGUACAUUGGUUGUUACACAUCUGACUGCUUAGGGAAGCUUGUCUUUAAAGAAGGUGUUCUUAUAGAUGCUAUGAGAAAAGGCUAUUGGAUUAUCUUAGAUGAAUUAAAUUUGGCUCCUACUGAUGUGCUAGAGGCACUAAACAGACUGUUGGAUGAUAACCGUGAAUUGCUCAUAACAGAAACGCAAGAAGUUGUUAAAGCUCACCCUCGGUUCAUGCUUUUUGCCACCCAAAAUCCCCCCGGGCUUUAUGGAGGCAGAAAGGUGCUUUCUAGAGCCUUUAGGAAUAGGUUUGUGGAAUUGCACUUUGAUGAAUUGCCUAGUCCUGAGCUGGAAACAAUUUUGCACAAGCGGUGUAGUUUGCCACCCUCCUAUUGCACCAAAUUGGUUAAAGUCAUGCUGGACCUUCAGUCCUACCGCAGAAGUUCUUCAGUGUUUGCUGGAAAGCAGGGCUUCAUCACCCUUCGGGAUCUAUUCCGAUGGGCUGAACGGUACAGAUUGGCGGAGCAGACUGAGAAAGAAUAUGACUGGCUACAGCAUUUAGCCAAUGAUGGUUUUAUGCUUCUGGCAGGGCGAGUCCGGAAGCAAGAAGAGGUUGAUGUGAUUCAAGAAGUCCUUGAAAAACAUUUCAAGAAAAAAUUGUGUCCUCAAUAUCUUUUCUCCAAAGAUAAUGUCCUAAAAUUACUGGGUAAAUUUUCUACCCAGAUAUCUACAUUGGAGCCUGAUAAGUUCAGCCAUAUUGUGUGGACUGAGGGCAUGCGCAGACUGGCAAUCCUGGUGGGAAGGGCAUUGGAAUUUGGCGAACCAGUCCUGCUGGUUGGAGACACUGGGUGUGGGAAAACUACAAUUUGCCAGAUAUUUGCAGCCUUAGCAAAUCAGAAAUUAUACUCAGUCAACUGCCACUUAAACAUGGAGACAUCGGACUUCCUAGGAGGGCUACGGCCAGUGAGACAGAGGCCAAAUGACAAGGAAGAAAUCGACACAUCAGGACUCUUUGAGUGGCAUGAUGGGCCUCUGGUUCUGGCUAUGAAAGAGGACAGCUUUUUCCUCUUGGAUGAGAUCUCAUUGGCUGAUGAUUCUGUCUUGGAAAGACUCAACAGUGUCCUUGAAGUAGAAAAAUCUCUGGUAUUAGCUGAAAAAGGCAGCCCAGAGGACAAGGAUAAUGAGGUAGAACUGUUGACUGCUGGGAAAAAUUUUCGUAUUUUAGCAACCAUGAACCCUGGUGGCGACUUUGGAAAAAAAGAGCUGUCACCUGCCUUAAGAAACCGGUUUACAGAAAUAUGGUGCCCUCAAAGCACAAGACAUGAAGAUUUAAUUCAAAUAAUAAAUCGUAAUCUUCGUCCAGGAUUAUCUCUAGGCAAAACAGAUCAUAAAGGAGCUGACAUAGCUGAAGUGAUGCUGGAUUUCAUUGACUGGUUGACCCAUCAGGAGUUCGGUCGAAAAUGUGUGGUCAGUAUCAGAGAUAUCCUGUCCUGGGUUAACUUCAUGAACACAAUGGGUGAGGAAACUGCUGUUAAAAGGCCAGAGACCAUUUCCACUGUGACGUCUUUUGUCCACGCUGCAUGCCUGGUGUACAUAGAUGGAAUAGGUUCAGGAGUAACUUCCUCUGGGUUUGGUACGGCCCUCUUGGCUCGAGAAGAAUGUCUGGAAUUCCUAGUAAAGAAAAUUUCCAAGAUAGUCCGACUUACAGAAUAUCAGAAAAAUGAAUUGAAGAUAUAUGAUAGACUCAAGGCCAAAGAAUUCACUGGAAUUGACAACCUUUGGGGAAUUCAUCCAUUUUUUAUACCAAGGGGACCUGUCCUGCACAGGAAUAAUAUUGCUGACUAUGCACUCAGUGCAGGCACCACAGCUAUGAAUGCCCAAAGACUUUUAAGAGCUACCAAAUUGAACAAACCAAUUCUUCUGGAGGGCUCCCCCGGUGUUGGCAAAACAAGUUUGGUAGGAGCCUUAGCAAAGGCUUCAGGAAACACCCUUGUUCGAAUUAACCUGUCAGAGCAGACGGACAUCACAGACCUCUUUGGUGCAGAUCUACCCGUUGAGGGUGGCAAGGGAGGAGAGUUUGCCUGGCGUGAUGGCCCCUUGCUGGCAGCUUUGAAGGCAGGCCAUUGGGUUGUGCUGGAUGAGCUUAAUCUGGCUUCUCAGUCUGUAUUGGAAGGACUCAAUGCUUGUUUUGACCACCGAGGAGAAAUCUAUGUGCCUGAGUUAGGAAUGAGCUUUCAAGUACAGCAUGAAAAGACGAAGAUUUUUGGGUGUCAGAAUCCCUUUAGACAAGGAGGUGGGAGAAAGGGGUUGCCCAGGUCUUUCCUUAACAGAUUCACUCAGGUUUUUGUGGAUCCCCUUACAGUAGUUGACAUGGAGUUCAUUGCCAGUACUUUGUUCCCAGCCAUUGACAAAAAUAUUGUUAAGAAAAUGGUAGCUUUCAAUAACCAAAUUGAUCAUGAAGUUACUGUUGAGAAGAAAUGGGGACAAAAAGGAGGACCCUGGGAGUUCAAUCUCCGGGACCUUUUCCGUUGGUGUCAGUUGAUGCUUGUUGACCAGUCCCCUGGCUGUUAUGACCCUGGUCAGCAUGUGUUUUUGGUCUAUGGUAAAAGAAUGAGAACCAGGGAAGAUGAAGAAAAGGUCAUUGCUGUAUUCAAGGAUGUGUUUGGUUCAAAUUCCAGCCCAUACAUGGGAACUAGACUAUUUCAUAUCACUCCCUAUGAUGUUCAGCUGGGCUACUCAAUCCUUUCCCGUGGCAGCUAUGUUCCUCACCCAUCUCGUCGGCCCCUUCUGCUCCUGCACCAGUCAUUCCAGUCUCUGGAGUCCAUCAUGAAGUGUGUGCAGAUGAGCUGGAUGGUCAUCCUUGUGGGGCCAGCAUCUGUGGGCAAGACCAGUCUAGUUCAGCUUCUGGCACACUUUACUGGCCGCACAUUAAAGAUCAUGGCUAUGAACAGUGCAAUGGAUACUACUGAGCUUCUUGGUGGAUUUGAGCAGGUUGAUCUUAUACGACCUUGGAGACAACUGCUAGAGAAGGUAGAGGAUAUUAUAAGGGGACUGUUGAGGGUUAGCCUCCUUGUCAGUGCUGAUGAUGCAGAAGUAGUGCUGCGAGCGUGGAGCCAUUUCCUUCUGACAUAUAAACCCAAGUGUCUUGGAGAAGAUGGUAAAGGUAUCACAAUGGAGAUUGUCAAUAAAUUGGAAGCAGUCUUGUUGCUUAUGCAACGACUCAAUAAUAAAAUCAACUCAUACUCCAAGGCAGAGUUUGCCAAACUUUUGGAAGAUUUCCGAAGUUUUGUGAUGAAGCUUAUGCAGUCAGCUAGUGGCUGUAACCAUGGCACAUUUGAGUGGGUUGACAGCAUGUUAGUUCAGGCUCUGAAAUCUGGGGACUGGCUUCUGAUGGACAAUGUUAACUUCUGCAACCCAUCAGUGCUGGAUCGUUUGAAUGCUUUGCUUGAACCUGGAGGCGUCCUCACUGUUAAUGAGAGAGGAAUGAUAGAUGGAUCCACUAUGACCAUAACACCUCAUCCUAAUUUCAGGCUUUUUCUCUCAAUGGAUCCUGUUCAUGGAGAAAUAUCCCGUGCAAUGAGGAAUCGUGGACUUGAAAUCUACAUUUCAGGAGAAGAGAAUGAGACAAAUCCAGAUAACCUGGAUUUGAAAGUUCUGCUGCACAGCCUUGGGUUGGUGGGAGACAGUGUGUGUGACAUCCUCCUGGCUCUACACAGCGAGACCCGAAGCUCUAUUAUAGGUUCUUCAACAUCUUCUGUGUCUGCUCUAAUUCAGACAGCCACACUAAUUGUCCAGUAUCUACAACGAGGGCUGGGUUUAGACAAAGCCUUUUCAGAAGCAUGCUGGGAAGUGUAUGUCCACUCUCAGCAUUCAGCAGCAAACCAGAAGCUUGUGCAGGCCUUGCUGGAGAAACAUGCUUCUUUUUUGCAAGCACGGGAAAACUGGGGAAACUCCAUUCUUGCCCCAGGGCUGUGGCCUGAUUCUGUGCCUUCUGCUCUCUUUGCUACGGAAGAUUCUCACCUCUCUGUUGUUCGAAGUGAUGGGCAGAUUCUGGCAUACUGCCUCAGCAGGAAAAGCAUGAAAACCAGCAGCUGGGCCAGGAGUCAGCCUCUUACUUUGCAAGACUUAGAGAAAAUUAUGCAGUCUUCCAACCCCGAGAACCUAAAAUUCAAUGCAGUACAAAUGGAUGCUUAUUGGAUUGAUGAACCAGAGGUUUUGCCCAUGGCUGUUAAAUUGCUCAUAGAAAGAGCAACCAAUCAGGAUUGGAUGCUCAGAGUUAAAUGGCUUUAUCAUUUAGCCAGGAACAUACCACAGGGGCUUGAGUCAAUACAGAUUCAUUUGGAAGCCAGUGCUGCAUCUCUUAGGAACUUCUACUCAAAUUCUCUCUCAGCUGGUGUUACUAAUGUCUUUAAAAUAUUACAGUCAAAUAUAACAGAUGACUUUGUGAUCCCUCUGGACCCCCGAUGGAAUAUGCAGGCUUUGGACAUCAUUAGAAAUUUGAUGGACUUUGAUCCACAGACAGACCAACCUGAGCAACUCUUUGCCCUCUUAGAAUCAGUUGCAAACAAGACAAUUAUAUAUCUUGACCGGGAAAAACGGAGUUUUACUGAAGCAAAUUUGGUUUCCAUUGGUGGCAAAACUUUAAAUAGUGUUUUGAGAAUGUCUUUUGAAUUCCAUAAAGAUCCAGAGAGUUAUCAUAGCCUGCCCCAUGAAAUUGUGGUCAAUCUUGCUGCUUUUUUUGAACUUUGUGAUGCAUUGAUCUUGCUCUGGGUACAGUCUCCACAGGGGAUGGUGUCUGAUGCUAAUGUCCACGAGAUUCUAGAUUCUGUGCAGUGGCGGGACCGGUUUUGGACUGUGGCUGAUGCAGUUAAAGUGGAUGCUCCAGGUCUGGCUUUGCUUGCCCUCCAUUGGCACUGGGUUUUAAAACAUUUGGUCCUCCAGAUUCCCCAACUCCUGAUGAAUCAUGAAGACAAAUAUUACAAAGAGGUUCAGACAGUCUCAGAACAUAUUCAGAAUUGUCUGGGUAGCCCAACUGGUGGCUUCACUGGUAUAAAGAAAUUGCAGAAGUUCCUGGGACGACCAUUUCCUUUUAAGGACAAGCUAGUGAUGGAAUGUUUUUCACAACUGAAAGUCCUUAACAAAGCCCUUGCCAUCAGGGAAUGGAUGCCUGUCCUUGGUGAGAGUGGAUGGCAGGAAGACAUGCAUCGUCUCCAAGUGAUUGCUUUGGAAUGGACAUUAAAGAAAAAUCUCCUGCAGUCCUGGGCCAUGAUCCUGAGGGCCAAUAUUCUGGAAGAUGUCAACCUGGAUGAACUGAAGAAUCUUGUGAGUGUUCAGUGUUCAGAACUGAAAGCUAAAGGUCUUCCACUUGGUUUUCUGGAAGAAAAAGUUGGAGAAGCUUCCUCCUUGUCCCAGCCAGAUUUUACCUCUUUAAUCCAACUCACCAGGAGUGUUCAGUUGUGGCCUGCAAUGGAGUACUUGGCUAUUCUUUGGCGGUACAAAGUGACAGCUGAUUUUAUGACACAGGUCUGUCUGACAAGGUCUAGUAAAAAUCAACAACCUUGGAUAGAUGAGGAGAUAAGUCAUCAUAUCACAUUUUGUCUUAAACACACACCAGUGGCUUCUCAAGAACUUCUAGAUCUUUGGUCUUUGCUGCAUUAUAAGAAGGUGUUUGCUGAAGAAAUUACUUGUUUGUGGUCUGAGUUAUUUAAUUCCACAUUUACAUCUUUCUGGAGCAGUACUGUCACCACAAAUCCAGAGUUCUGGCUAACGUGGAACCCUCUGCUUGGUAUGCAGCAGAAAGAGGUACCCAAGUCCCUUUUGGACUCCACGUUGAAGGGCCCUGGCAGUUUCUGUACAGCUGUGUUCUCGAAGUGCUGCUUUGAAAUCUUGACCAACAGCUGCAGAGCAGGUCCCUGGGAUGUGAGCGGCCUUCCUAUUCUGUCCUCCUCACAUGUCACCCUGGGAGAGUGGGUUGAGAGAGUCCAGCAGCUCCAGGACAUUAAUUCAUUGCUUUGGACCAACCUGGCUGUCCCUUCAGUAGCAGAAUUCAGACGCACAGAUUCCCAGCUGCAGGGGCUAGUGCUGUGUCGGCACCUGAUGGGCCUUGCAGAGCUGUUCCCAGAGCCCCGGCGGCAGGAGUACAUGCAGAACUGUGAGCAGCUGCUGCUUGGGGACAGCCAGGCCUUCCAGCACAUUUGCCAGACUCUUGGGGACUUGGCUGGUCAUGAGGCACUGCCCAAGGAAUUGCUCUGUCUCUUGCUUACUUCCCUGCACUACCUUUUUGGAGAAGGGGAGAGUAAGAGGAACUUGUCAGAGCCUGCCCAGCGUGGGAGCCUCUGGGUGAGCCUUGGCUUGCUCCAGAUUGAAACUUGGCUUCCCCAGACACGCUUCGACCCUGCAGUGAAGAGAGAAUACAAGCUCAAGUAUGCCAAGGAGGAGUUACAUCAGCUGCAAUGUGAGCAAAAGAUCCGAAAUCUGUCAUCCCAGCUGCAAACUGGAAGAGACCUGGCAGAUGAAGUGAUUGUCAGUUACUCUCAUCCUCAUGUCAGGUUACUUCGCCAAAGGAUUGAUCAGCUGGAAAAUUCAGUCUGUAGGCUGUUAAAGAAGCAGGCUUUCAGGCCCCAGCUGCCAGCCUAUGAAUCCUUGGUACAGGAAAUCCACCACUAUGUCACCAGCAUUGCCAAGGCUGACAGUGUUCAGGAUUUGCUCUCAAGGCUCCUGCAGGCUCUCCUUACAGAUGGGAUGCGAUCUUCCCAGGUGGCCCAGAGCCUUCUGAAAGAGGAGGCUUCUUGGCAGCAGUCACACCACCAGUUCAGAAAGCGAUUAGGGGAGGAGUAUGCCCUGUAUCCAGACAUCGUGACCCCACUACAGGCAUCCAUCUUGCAGUUACAGCAUGGUAUGAGACUUGUGGCAUCUGAAGUCCACACCGCAUCCCAUAGCAGUGUGAUUACAGAUAGGCUCGGGGCCUUGGCCACAGCUUUGUUGGCUUUUCCAUCAGUGGGCCCUACUUUCCCCACCUACUACGCUCAUGCGGAUGCUUUGUGUUUGGUGAAGUCAGAGGAGGUUCUUCGAGGCCUUGGGAAGCUGAUCAUCAAACGUUUGGGAGUAAAGGAGCCAGAAGGCAAAGGCCAGCAACCUUGCCCCACCCGGGAACAGCUGCUAAUGAACGCUCUCCUUUACCUGCACUCCCAUGUGCUGUGCAAGGGUGAGCUAGACCAGAGGGCCCUGCUGCUCUUCAGACAUGUGUGUCAGGAGAUCAUCAAUGAGUGGGAUGAACAGGAACGUGUAGCCCAAGAGAAGGUGGAGCAGGAAAGCAGCCUGUACAGAUACAAGAGCAGGAGCUCCAGGACAGCCUUGAGUGAGGAGGAGGAGGAAGAACGGGAAUUCAGAAAACAGUUUCCACUGCACGAAAAGGACUUUGCAGAUAUUUUGGUAGAACCAGUACUAGAAGAGACAAAAGGAACUUCAGAUGGUCAAGAAGAAGCAGCCACAGACCCAGCUCUCCUCUCCCAAAGUUCAAUGCAAGCAGUGAUGCGGAUACACCAGCAGUUGUGCCUCAACUUUGCUCGGUCCCUGUGGUACCAGCAGCAGACUGUGCCAUCACAUGAGACAAAGGACUACCUCAGCCUGUUUCUGUCUUGCUAUCAGACUGGGGCAUCUCUUGUGACACAUUUCUACCCCCUGAUGGGUGUUGAACUGAAUGACCAAUUCUUAGGCAGCCAACUUUUAGCCUGCACCAUCUCCCACAACACACUCUGUGGGGAAGCAACAUCAGACCUGAUGGUGACGCCCACCGGGCCCUAUGAUUUCUACCAGCACCCCAAUGUGCCAGAAGCACGACAGUGUCAACCUGUGCUUCAGGGUUUCUCAGAGGCUGUCAGUCAAUUGCUGCAGGAUUGGCCGGAACACCCUGCUCUUGAGCAGCUACUGGUUGUAAUGGACAGAAUUCGUAGUUUCCCACUUUCCAGUCCCAUCUCAAAGUUCCUGAAUGGCUUAGAGAUCCUUCUGGCAAAAGCACAGGAUUGGGAGGAGAACGCAAGUCGAGCCUUGUCCCUGCGCAAACAUAUCAAUUUGGUCAGUCAGAUGAUCAUUCGUUGGCGCAAACUGGAGCUGAACUGCUGGUCCAUGAGUUUAGAUAAUACCAUGAAACGCCACACUGAAAAAUCCACCAAGCACUGGUUCUCCAUCUAUCAGAUGCUUGAAAAGCACAUGCAGGAACAAACAGAGGAUCAUGAAGAUGACAAACAGAUGACCCUGAUGUUGCUGGUUAGCACGUUACAAGCAUUUAUUGAAGGAUCCUCUCUGGGAGAAUUCCAUGUGCGACUUCAGAUGUUACUGGUUUUCCAUUGUCAUGUUUUGCUAAUGCCACAAGUUGAAGGAAAGGAUUCACUUUGCAGUGUUCUGUGGAAUUUGUACCAUUAUUACGAGCAGUUCUUUGACCGAGUCCAGGUCAAAAUUGUGGAACUUCGGUCCCCCCUGGAAAAAGAACUUAAAGAAUUUGUUAAGAUAUCGAGGUGGAAUGAUGUCAGCUUCUGGUCCAUUAAACAAUCUGUGGAAAAGACACAUAGGACCCUUUUUAAAUUCAUGAAGAAAUUUGAAGCUGUUCUAAGUGAGCCCUGCCGGUCAUGCUUGGUGGAGAGUGACAAGGAAGAACAGCCUGACUUUUUGCCCAGGCCAGCAGAUGAAGCCAUGAGUGAGACAUCUCCCAUUCAGUGUCUGAAUAGAGCACUGAGGGAGACCUUGUUAGUCUGGCCACCAGCUAGGCAGGUCACAAUUCCAGAACAGUGUCCAAGUGCUACUCCUUUCUCUAUGGAAGGGGAGCUUCUGCGUCGCUUGCCAAAGCUCACAAAACGAAUGAGGAAGAUGUGCCUUUCAUUCAUGAAGGAGAGCCCUUUGCCUCACCUAGUGGAGGGCCUUGAUCAGUUCGCUGGUGAAAUGAUUUCCUCUGUAAGUGAGCUUCAGAGCCUAAAGGUGGAGCCAUCUGCAGAGAAAGAGAAGCAGAGGUCAGAAGCCAAGCACAUUCUCAUGCAGAAGCAGCGAGCUUUAUCAGACCUCUUUAAACACCUUACAAAAACUGGUUUGUCAUACCGCAAAGGUCUCGCCUGGGCCCAUUCAAAAAAUCUGCAGGAGUUGCUUCAUCUUCACCCAUUAGAUCUCCGGAGAGCACUGUCCAUAGUCAGCGGCACUCAAGAGGCUGAUUCCAGGCUGCUUGCAGAAAUUUCAUCUUCGUGGGAUGGAUGCCAGAAGUAUUUUUAUCGCUCUCUUGCACGGCACACCAGGCUUACUGCAGCCCUAGCAACUCCUGCCAAGGAGAUGGGCGUGGGGAACAUUGAGAGGUGUAAAGGGUUCUCAGCACAUUUGAUGAAGAUACUCAUCCAACAGCGACGCUCCUUGACAACACUGACGGAGCAGUGGAUCAUCCUCAGGAACCUUCUCAGCUGUGUGCAGGAGAUCCACAGCAGGCUGACAGGGCCCCCUGUCUACCCUGUGGCCUUCCCACCUCAGGACAGUGUGCAGCAGUGGACAGAGCGGCUACAGCAUGUGGCCAUGCAGAGCCAGAUCCUGCUUGAGCAGCUUUCCUGGUUCUUCCAGUGCUGUCCCAGUGCAGGGCUGGCGCCAGGCCAUGAUCAAGCUUCAGUGCAGGGUCAGCCUUCUGCCUCCCACCUGGAAAGACUGGAACUCACCAAGGGACAGCUGUCUGGAGCAGUGCCAGACAUAAUUCCCUCUGAUGUGGGGUACCCAUCCCCAGUACCUAGAAUUCAACUGCCUUCUGGUUGCCGGAUGCGUAAACAGGACCAGCUUUGGCAAGAGUCGACUGCCAGGAUAACAGAGAUGCUGAAAACCAUUAAAACAGUGAAAGCUGAUGUCGACAAAAUUAGGCAGCAGUCUUGUGAGACUCUCUUUCAUUCUUGGAAAGAUUUUGAAGUUUGCUCUUCUGGGCUCAGUUGCCUGUCCCAGGUGUCAGCUCAUUUGCAAGGCCUAGAGUCCUUGUUCAUUGUUCCAGGAAUGGAGGCUGAGCAAACAGACCCACAAAUGGCAUUAGUUGAAAGCCUGGAAUAUGUAAAAGGGGAAAUUGAUAAAGCCACGGAUGACUUUACUACUUGGAAAACACAUCUACUCACUUCAAACAGCCAAGGAGCAGGAAACCAAAUGUUGGAUGAAAGCUUAGUGGAAGAUUUUUCAGAGCAAAUGGAAACUGCCAUCCAGGCCAUCCUUUGUGCCGUCCAGAACUUAGCAGAAAGAAACAGUAAAAAAGCAGAGGAGAGCACUGACCAAAAAAGACCACAAGAAGAGGAGGCGGGAGCAGGCUUUGAGAGACUACAACCAGGACAUCUAACAAAACUCUUAGAGGAUGACUUCUGGGCUGACGUGAGCACUUUGCAUGUGCAGAAAAUAAUUUCUACUAUCUCUGAGCUAUUGGAGAGAAUAAAAUCAUAUGGAGAAGAUGGCACAGCGUCAAAGCACAUGCUCUUCAGCCAGUCCUGCAGCCUGCUGGUGCGCCUGGUGCCCAUGCUUUGCAGCUUCUCAGACCUUGUCCUCUUCUUCUUGACCAUGUCAUUGGCAACUCACCGGAACACUGCAAAGCUGCUUUCUGUGCUUGCCCAGGUCUUUACAGAGCUUGCCCAGAAGGGAUUUUGCUUGCCCAAAGAAUUUAUGAAAGAUUCAUCAGGAGAUGGAGCAACUGAAUUCCAUGACUAUGAGGGAGGUGGAAUUGGAGAAGGCGAGGGCAUGAAGGAUGUGAGUGAUAAGAUAGAAAGUGAAGAGCAGGUAGAAGAUUCAUUUCAGAAGGGACAAGAAAAGGACAAUGAAGAGCCUGACUCAAAAUCUGAUAUUAAGGGCGAAGAUAACGCCAUUGAGAUGUCAGAGGACUUUGAUGGGAAAAUGCAUGAUGGGGUGCUUGAAGAACAAGAAGAGGAGGAUGAUAAAUCAGAUAGUGAGGGCAAAGAACUGGAUAAACAGAUGGGCGAUCUCAAUGGUGAGGAAGCUGACAAACUAGAUGAGAGGCUUUGGGGUGAUGACGAUGAAGAUGAUGAUGAUGAUGAAGAGGACAAUAAAACUGAAGAAACUGGACCAGGAAUGGAUGAGGAAGAUUCUGAACUUGUUGCUAAAGAUGACAACUUGGAUGCUGGGAAUUUGGACAAAGAUAAAAACCAGCAAAAUAAGAAAGAAGAAAAAGCAGAAUCCGAUGAUGGUGGACAAAGCCAAGACAAAAUUAAUGAACAAAUAGAUGAGAGAGAGUAUGAUGAGAAUGAGGUGGACCCUUACCAUGGCAAUCAGGAAAAGCUUCCAGAACCAGAGGCCUUGGACCUUCCAGAUAACUUGGACCUUGACAGUGAAGACAAGAAUGGGGGUGAGGACACAGACAAUGAGGAAGGAGAAGAAGAAAAUCCAUUGGAGAUCAAAGAAAAAUCAGUAGAUACAGAAGAAGCAGACCAUGAAACUGAGGAAAUGAACGAAGAGACUGAGGCUGACCAGAGUGAAGGUGAAGGUGCACCUGCACCUGAGGAAAACCCCAGUGGGGAUGACAAUGUGGAAAGGGAGGAGGAGAUGGACACAGGAGCUGAUGACCAGGACACAGAUAGUGCCGAACACCCUGAAGAAAACUCAGAGAAGCAGCAGCAGUCUCUGGAAGAAGAGCACAGGGAAGACACCAAGGAAGGGGGAGAAAAGAGCAUUCCUCUUGAUCAAAGUCUGCAGUCCCAGGAAGGAGGAGGAGAGAAAUCUGAUACAGAAGAGCAGGAGCCAGAAGCUGCUGAGAGGAAGGAACACGCGUCCUGUGGGCAGACUGGUGUGGAGAAUGUGCAGAGCACACAGGCUGUGGAGCUGGCUGGGGCUGCACCUGAGAAGGAGCAGGGGAAAGAGGAACACGGAAGUGGAACCGCAGACGCAAACCAGGCAGAAGGCCACGAAUCCAACUUGAUUGCCCGGUUGGCCUCCCAAAAACACACCAGAAAAAAUACACAGAGUUUUAAGAGGAAACCUGGGCAGGCUGACAAUGAGCGCUCAGUGGGUGAUUACAAUGAGCAUGUGCAUAAGAGGCUGAAGACUGUGGAUAACGACAGCCAGGCUGAACAGGGGCCAUCAGAGCCCCGCACCCAGGUGGAAGAUUCGGAUGCAUUUGAGCACAUUAAACAAGGCAGCGAUACAUACGACGCACAGACCUAUGAUGUGGCCAGCAAAGAGCAACAACAUACUGCAAAAGAGUCCAGCAGGGAUCAGGAAGAGGAGGAGACAGAGGAUGCCCUCAUGGAUUUGGAGGAGCAGGAAGAACUUAGAACAGUAGACACGGAGCAGCUGAAGCCAGACGAAGUCAAGUCAGGAAACAUGGCAGCUCCCAGCUUUGAUGAGAUGGAGAUGGAGACCCACACUGUUAAAACAGCAGAGGAGCAAGAAGACCUCAAGACAGACAGAUCCCACAAGGAGACAAUAGAUAAGAAACCAGAAAGAAGCCAAGAUUCAACCAUUCAUACGGCCCAUCAGCUUCUAGUGGAUACAAUUUUCCAGCCCUUUUUAAAAGAUGUCAGUGAGCUAAGGCAGGAGAUGGAGAGACAGCUGGAAACCUGGCAGCUGCAUGAAUCUGGAAAUGCAGAAGAGAAGGCUGCAGCUGAGAUGUGGCAGAGAUACUUGAUCUUAACUGCACCUCUUUCACAACAGUUAUGUGAGCAACUUCGUCUCAUAUUAGAGCCCACCCAGGCAGCCAAGUUGAAAGGAGACUAUCGAACAGGGAAGCGACUGAACAUGCGGAAGGUCAUUCCCUACAUUGCCAGUCAGUUUCGGAAAGACAAGAUUUGGCUGCGAAGGACCAAGCCCAGUAAACGCCAAUAUCAGAUUUGUUUGGCUAUUGAUGACUCUUCUAGUAUGGUGGACAACCAUACCAAACAGCUUGCAUUUGAGUCACUGGCUGUGAUUGGAAAUGCUCUAACCCUCCUGGAAGUGGGUCAGAUUGCUGUAUGCAGUUUUGGAGAGUCAGUGAAGCUGUUACACCCAUUCCAUGAGCAGUUCAGUGAUUACUCGGGGACCCAGAUUCUACGGCUCUGCAAAUUCCAGCAAAAGAAAACCAAGAUUGCUCAGUUUCUAGAGUCUGUAGCCAGCAUGUUUGCAGUCGCUCAGCAUUUCUCACAAAACAUUAGUCCAGAAACUGCACAGCUUCUCCUGAUAGUCUCUGAUGGGCGAGGCCUUUUUCUGGAAGGGAAAGAAAGAGUCCUGGCAGCAGUUCAGGCUGCCCGGAAUGCCAAUAUCUUUGUCAUUUUUGUUGUUUUGGACAGUCCCAGUUCACGGGAUUCCAUCUUGGACAUUAAAGUACCAAUAUUCAAAGGACCUGGAGAGAUGCCUGAAAUCCGAUCCUACAUGGAAGAAUUCCCAUUCCCAUUCUAUAUCAUUCUUCGAGAUGUGAAUGCACUUCCUGAGACACUCAGCGAUGCCCUCAGACAGUGGUUUGAGUUAGUGACGGCCUCUGACCACCCGUAACACAGGAAGAGCCGUCCAAAGUGAGACUAUUUGAACCACAGUCAGAAAGUGACAUCUUACCCAGGUGUUCCCUACUCCUUUUUGGACAACUGUUUCUGAACGUGCCACUCGCAUAGCUCAGAGAGAGUUUUCAGGCUCUUGCUUUGCCUGGGCUCAAGUACCUUGUUUUGAAAUCUGGGGAGAAAUCCUAACUGGGGAGCCUGAUGCCCUCCUCUAGGAACCCAGCCACAUUCAGUCCCCUUUUGGUAGAGAGGGGUCAUACAGUGGGGAUUGGACCCAGAGUCUCAUUAAGUUGCUCAGGCUGGCCUCAAAUUUAUGAUUCUUCUGAGUACCUGGGAUUACAGGUGUGUGUCACCACAGCUGACUGUUGGACACAUUCCUUAAGCGAAUGGACUGUGCCAGUUCUUUGGACAAAGGAAUAAAGAGCUGCCUUUUGGACUCUACUUUAAGCUCUGCCACAGCAAGCUCAUGAUACGAACCCAAAAGCUAUCCUAUGGCUGAGAUACCUACAGUUUUCUGGAGAGCAUGAUUUUAUAUUUUCUUAUUGUGAAAAGAGUAUUCUCUCCAAGGGUAGGAAGCUUAUGGUGUACGUGUUCUCAUGUUUAGCAUGAUGUUAUGGGAGCCCAAGUAAUCAACAAAGAUCCUUGGGAUUUGAAAAUAAAGAAGUGGCUUUUCAGUGUUCUCCAUUCACAUUUGCUGCUCCGGGAGACUAUGCAAUGAUAGAAAGAUGAUUUUUCCUUUGUUUCACACUUUCAGUGCCAUAGUCCCUGUUAUAGUAAUUUAUUUCUUUAGUUCUCCCCUCCCCCCUUAAUAAUUAAGGGGAAGAGCCGGGGAUUUAGCUCUGGUUCCACCGCCUGCCUUGCAAGUACAAGGACCCGAGUUUGAUCCCUGGUACAAAAAAAAAAAAAAAAAAUUAAGGGGAAGAAUCAUUCCUCAGUGCUUUCAAGCUAGACUGAGCCAGUCUCAUUCUGGAAAACAAAUGCUGUGUCCACAAGAACUAAGCCCCUACAUUUAUUUUUCUUUUUCUCCCAGUCAGAACACAUCAGUGGUUUUAAGGCACUUUUUCCUUGGCCAAAAAGCAGUGCUUGAAUACUUGAAACUGUGCUGUGUUCUAUUUAAUGUUCUGUCAGAAUGUUCUUUUGUAGACAGUAUGCCAUGAUGUAGUCAUCUUAUCUCCUUAUCCCCAUGUCUCUCCAGGUUACAAUGUGAAGUCCUUAUACGGUGGCCAUUAGACACAGCUUGCUUGUUUAACCAAGUGUCCUAAAGCAUGUACCUGAAGUUAUAUCAUUGUUAUUUUUUAUUCUAAAAAAAAUCUAUGCAGUUUAUAUUCUGAAAACUAUUAAAAGAUUUACCACUGUUGAGGUCA
Heterocephalus glaber (naked mole-rat) is the source of this 18383-nucleotide messenger RNA. RefSeq names its product midasin AAA ATPase 1 (gene Mdn1). Gene Ontology annotation, cellular component: nucleus; preribosome, large subunit precursor. Gene Ontology annotation, molecular function: ATP hydrolysis activity; ATP binding. The record is from RefSeq and is a predicted model, not a curated record. NCBI's taxonomy places the organism in Eukaryota, Metazoa, Chordata, Mammalia, Rodentia, Bathyergidae. Gene Ontology annotation, biological process: ribosomal large subunit assembly; ribosomal large subunit export from nucleus.